AAAAGUACUACCAAGCGAAGAAUUAAAUGACAAUUGGAUGAGCGACAUAUGGACUAGAUAACAUGCAGAGCGAGUGAUAUACUGCAUCAUAGAAGCAAUGAAGUACUAUAGGAAAAGUGAGGAGUCCAUGCGAGAAACUGCAUUAAGACUCGCCACCGAGGAGGAGAACAAGCGAAAGACUGAUCCGAAUGAGACCCACGAACGGUCCAUUAUUAUCCUUGGCAGCAAGGGAGUUGGUAAGACAACGAUGGUGUAUCGAUUUCUCGAAAAGGAGGAAAGACCGAAGCCGACCAUUGCGAUGGAUUAUUCGUUCGGUCGUAAAACUAUAAAAAGUCUAGUGAAGAAUAUAGUGCACGUGUGGGAAGUGGGUCACUUGGCUUCUUCUUUAGUGUCGGUUGCGAUGACGGGAUCCACGCUAACGCAUUCUCCUCAUCACACUGUUUUAUUGAUGAUGUUGGAUUUAUCACGGCCAGGCGAAUUAUGGGCUUCCUUCGAGGAGACCCUCUCGGUGAUACGAAGCGGCUUGAAGAUGAGUUACGACGCGAACACUGUUCAAGAAUUGCGAGAAAGAAGGAUAGCCGACAACAAAAAGGACCUGGAUCGUGGAGUCGAUCCGUUUCCCAUGAAGAUAAGUAUCGUGGGCGGACGAUACGAUGAAUUCAAGGAAUUCGACUUAGGUAAGAAGGAACUCGUCGGCAAGACGCUGAGGGCGAUGGCUCACAACUUGGGCGCGAGUCUUUACUAUUAUUCGUCCAAAGACAAGGUCCUCGUGCGGCGAAUUAAAGAUUUAUUAUCUCACCAUGGAUUCGGCUCGCCGUUUACGGAGGAAAAGUGCACCGAUUAUGAGAAGCCAUUAAUGAUGCCGGCGGGCGCGGAUUCAUUCGGACGGAUCGAUCUGCAAUUCCCGCAAACGAGACCGUCGGCUACUUUAGACAUCGUCAAACAAAUUUACAUAUCUCGUAUACCGCAAGUAUCGAAGAGUGACGAAGGCAUUCUGGAGGACCCCAGCAACGACCCUAACUUCAAUGAGCCCAUUAUCGAUAGACUGAGAAUGCAGCGAGAAGAGGAGAUCAGUGUACUGCUGAACGACAUGAUGGAAGGCCGGAUGCCGAAAAUUCCUGUGCCCGAUCCAUUCUAGAAGACACAUUCUCGCAUUCUUCUAUACGGGUUUGUUGCAUUCUUCAAGGGACACGAGCAAAAACGAACCGUAAGAUUGGCAGUUUGCGACAGAAAACGAUUUAUUGCGAGCAAUAAUACGUAAAGUUAAAAUAAAGAAUAAAUUCCCGAUUAUAUCGUUAUCGCGGUACAUACAUCUCUUUAAUAGCCAAGAAUAAAUGGAGGAAAUGUACAUAAAAUA
Odontomachus brunneus is the source of this 1357-nucleotide messenger RNA. RefSeq names its product cytoplasmic dynein 2 light intermediate chain 1. The transcript has 7 exons. The coding region runs from base 98 to 1138 and encodes 346 amino acids. Gene Ontology annotation, cellular component: axoneme; ciliary basal body; cytoplasmic dynein complex. Lineage: Eukaryota; Metazoa; Arthropoda; Insecta; Hymenoptera; Formicidae. Gene Ontology annotation, molecular function: dynein heavy chain binding. The record is from RefSeq and is a predicted model, not a curated record. Gene Ontology annotation, biological process: intraciliary transport involved in cilium assembly; intraciliary retrograde transport.